CAGCGAAACCAUGGGCGUUCCGAUCUGAGUAGCUUACAAUAGCUCGCAAGUCUCAUCACCUAUGUGUUGUAUGUGUGACUACAACACGCAGGAUAUCUCAGCUGUGUACUACAGUUUCACUACAGUUCACAAAUGUCAUCCUCCCUCUUCCUUGUCACUCCACUUCUCAACCCCCUUUCUUCCCCCCUCCCUUCCCUUCCCUCUCCCCAGGGCUACCCUCCUCCUGGUGGAGCUCCGGGCUACCCUGCCCCACCUGGUGGUGUUCCUGGUUACCCUGCCCCUGCUGGUUACCCUCCCGCUGCUGGAGGCUACCCUCCCCCUGCCACUGGCUACCCUCCACCUCCCGGAGGUCCAGGAUUCACUGUGCCCGGCCAGCCUGGUUACGGAGCUCCACCUACCUCCUACCCCGGCCAGCCUCCAGCCCAGGGGUACCCCGGCCAGCCUCCGGCCCAGGGGUACCCCGGCCAGCCUCCGGCCCAGGGGUACCCCGGACAACCUGCAGCCCAGGGUUACCCCGGACAGCCCCCCGUUUCCUACCCCGGCGUACCGGGGUACCCCGGACAACCUCCGGCCCAAGGUUACCCCGGCCAGCCUCCUGCUCAGAGCUACGGAGCCCCUCCCCCUGGAAGCUACCCCCAGCAACCUCCUCCUGCUGGCUACCAGCAUCCUUCAGCGGCCCACCACCAGCAACCUCCUCCCCAGCAACAGGCCUCCAAGGUUACUAGUGGGAUGGCGGCCAUGUCUGUGAAUGAGCAGAAGGGCCAUGGGACCAUCAAGGCUCCAGCUAGCAUUGAUGCUGAGGCUGACGCCGGCGUACUGCGCAAGGCCAUGAAGGGAAUGGGCACUGAUGAAAUGGCCAUCAUCGGCCUCCUGACUAAGAGAACCAACGAACAACGUCAGCAGAUCCUGGUCAAGUUCAAGCUCAUGUAUGGCAAGGACCUCAUCAAGGAGCUCAAAUCCGAGCUCACUGGCAAUUUUGAGGACUUUAUCGUGUCUCUCAUGGACAAGAAGACACUCUAUGACGCCAAGUGUCUUCGUAGGGCCAUGAAGGGUGCUGGUACUGAUGAACGAGCUCUGAUUGAGAUCAUGUGCACUCGCACCAACAAAGAGAUCCAUGAGAUCAUUGCUGCCUACAAAGUUGAGUUUGGUAGGAACCUGGAGAAGGAUGUGGUGAGCGAGACCAGUGGACAUUUCAAGAGGCUCCUUGUCUCCAUGUGCCAGGGUGCUCGUGAGGAAAACACAACACCGGACAUGGCCAAGGCCACCAGAGAGGCCCAGGAGCUGUACAGUGCCGGGGAGAAGAAACUGGGAACUGACGAGUCCAAGUUCAACCACAUCCUGGCCACUCGCUCGUACCCUCAGCUCCUUGCCACCUUCAGCGAGUAUACCAAGAUUUCCCAGCGUGACAUUCUGAAUUCCAUCGAACGUGAGAUGUCUGGAGACCUGAAGUCAGGAUUCAGGACUGUUGUGAUGUGUGUGAGGAGCCGUCCUGCCUAUUUUGCCGAGAGGCUCUACCAAAGCAUGAAGGGAGCAGGAACUGAUGACGAGACUCUUGUCCGUGUCAUCGUCAGCCGUUCCGAGGUUGACCUGGUGGAGAUCAAGCAGGAGUUCCUCAAGAUGUACCACAAGACCCUCUACAAGAUGAUUGAAGGAGACACCUCUGGAGACUACCGCAAGGGUCUGAUGACUGUGGUUGGAUCUGAUGUGUGAGUAGAUUUAGGUGCAGAGCCAGAAAGACUGGACCAAUAACUGUUACUUUCAUGAAUAGAUAACUGUAGUUUUAUAGCAUGUUCAUUAAAAUUCUGAACUGUUGUUCAGCGAUUGUUACCCAUCGGUGUGUGUGUGUGUGUGCACGCACGUGUGUGUGUCUGUGUCUGUGUCUAUGCAUGUGGUGAGCAUGUCUGGGAA
Molecule: messenger RNA, 1908 nt
Organism: Geodia barretti
Lineage: Eukaryota; Metazoa; Porifera; Demospongiae; Tetractinellida; Geodiidae
Source: the annotation of a GenBank genome assembly